AGUCCAGUACCAACUCUUAAUUUACCAUUCGGCGAUUUGAAGUGCUUAUCCAUCACAACCCGUGUCGCCAUGAGUACCUUGUCCCAGCGCAGUUAUUCCUCCGGCCGUCCCUCCUCUGCCUCUCUCUACGGAUACUCAUCUCGAAUUGGCAUGUCAAGGGCACCAAGUGUCUAUGGAGGUGCAGGGGGGCAAAGCGUCCGUGUGUCCUAUGCUUCGGGCUCAAGGGGCGGCUUUGACUUGUCCAGCGCGGCCGGAGGGAACAAUGCCGCCAACGAGAAGGCUACCAUGCAGAACCUGAAUGACCGUCUGGCCACCUACCUGGACAAGGUCCGCUCUCUGGAGACUGCUAAUGCCAAGCUCGAGUUUCAAAUCCGCGAAUGGUAUGAAAGGAAAUCUCCCAUCGUCAAUGACUACAGCAAAUACCAGGCUAUUAUUGCUGACCUGCGCAAAAAGAUCAGCGUUGCUUCCUUGGACAACGCCAGGAUCCUCCUCAUGAUUGACAAUGCAAAACUGGCCGCUGAAGAUUUCAAACUCAAGUAUGAGAACGAAAUGUCAAUGCGCAUGUCGGUGGAGGCAGAUAUCGCAGGACUGAGGAAGGUUCUGGAUGAGCUCACCAUGUCCCGGUCCGACCUGGAGAUGCAGAUCGAGGGCCUGAAGGAGGAGCUUCUCUAUCUCAAGAAGAACCACGCUGAGGAGAUGGACUCCAUGCGCGCCGCCCUGAGCUCCAGCACGGUCAACGUGGAGGUGGACGCCGCGCCCCAGGAGGACAUGGCCCGCGUGAUGGAUGAGAUCAGGACCCAGUACGAGGGCAUCGUGGAUAAGAACCGUCGCGAAAUGGAGGCCUGGUACAAGGUCAAGUUUGAUGAGCUGAACAAGGUGGUGACAAGCAACACACAGGAACUCCAGAUGGCCCAACAAGAGCUCAGCGAGCUGAAGAGGACCUUCCAGAGUCUGGAGAUCGAACUACAAUCCCAGAUUAACCUGAGAUCCGCAAUGGAGGGCCAGCUGACCGAAACACAGAACAGGUACAACAGGCAACUGAGCCAGCUCCAGAUCACGGUCAACAGCCUGGAGACCGAACUCGGGAAGAUGAAGAUGGACAUUGAGAGGCAGGCCUGCGAGUACAAGAUGCUGCUGGACAUCAAGACCAGGCUGGAGAUGGAGAUCGCCGAGUACAGGAGGCUGCUGGACGGAGAGGACGUGAGCCAAUGCGUGGUCAUAAAGAAGGUCGAGGUUGUGAAACAGGCACCCGUGAUCACCAAGAGGGUCAGGACAGUCGUCGAGGAGGUGGUUGACGGAAAGGUGGUCUCUCGCACAGAGGACGUGGAUGUGGCAGUUGUCAGCAAGUAGAGAUGCCCACCCUGGCCCCCCCACCACCACCACCACCACCCAAUAUUGUCCCCCUGACUUGACCCAUGCCUCCAUUCCUAAAUGUGGACCCACAGAUGGAUAACUUCCCAGUAACAUCAAGAAUAUUUAAUUUAAGACUAUUAUAUUUCAAACCAAAACUACUCCUAAACAGCUGUUAUCUUGCCUGACUUUGGCUACACCACUGAUACUCAUUUGUACUUAUCUUAGAUAAGAUACCCUACCAAAAUGUCCAGCAUAAAAAAAACACAAUAAAGAAGCGGUACGGCAUAUGUUUA
Molecule: messenger RNA, 1646 nt
Organism: Osmerus eperlanus (European smelt)
Lineage: Eukaryota; Metazoa; Chordata; Actinopteri; Osmeriformes; Osmeridae
Product: keratin, type I cytoskeletal 13-like
Exons: 8
Coding region: 70-1350 (426 amino acids)
Cellular component (GO): cytoskeleton
Molecular function (GO): structural molecule activity
Source: RefSeq, a predicted model, not a curated record